AUGCUGGCGGUGAUGGUGAUGCGCCCUUUCUUGUGUGCCCUGCUGUUUUUUGCGCUCUGCUGCUGCUUUCCUAAUUCCGCGUGUGCGGCGGAUGAUACAGCUGCUAAUACCACUGAGGAUGUCAAUGCUUCGGCGAUACCGACUAAUAUGAAAGAAGCUUUUGACUGGGCAUUCAAGGCGAUGUUUAAGGCGCGGGAGGAGGUGGAUGAGGCCAGCCAGCAUUGUGUGCAAGCUAAACUAAGUGCGGCGAAGGCAGCUGGGCUUGAGAAAGAAGCAGAGAUGGCUUUAAAAAAGCUUGGCGCGGAGGCUAUGACACUGAGCAAGGCAUUACGAGAUGCGAGGGGAGCAAACAGUGAAGCUAAGGCUGCCGUGACCGAAUGCGAGGCUGCAGAGGAGGCCGCACAACAAGCAGAGAUUGCGACGCUCGACGCCGCAUACGAGGUGCUGAACCAUGUUAAGACCGAUAGGAGGAGCAAGAAUUCCAAAACAGAGGGUCUUUUGGACGAGGCGGCAAAGCAUACUGCAAUUGCCGUAAAGAAGGCAAAGGAGGCGGAGGCGGAGUCUGAGAAGGCGGCAGCGGCGGCGCGGAAAACCCUGGAAGCAGCAGAGAAGGCAGCAGCGGCGCGGACCUUGGCACAAGACGUUGCCGCAACGGCCAGUGCGCUGCUGCGGCAGCGGGAGAGGGAGGAGGAGAGACGAAGAGCGAAGGACCGGGAGGCGGCGGAGGCCGCGAAAAAGGCUGCCAUUGCUGAGGUGAUGAAGAAAUUUGCUGCGAAGAAGGGGAAUGACGCGGCGUCUGGCAGGAAUUCCACAGCCACCCGCAUUCAAAGGACGAGACCGCGGGUGGAUGGCGGCGGCAUUCCAUUGCUUUUGCGUGCACCGCUUCUGAUGCUUGCUGCCGUGGCAUCCGUUUUCGGCUUCUUAUUGUGCUAG
This is a messenger RNA of Trypanosoma cruzi, 933 nucleotides long. Its product is annotated as surface protein TolT. The coding region runs from base 1 to 933 and encodes 310 amino acids. The transcript has a single exon. The record is from RefSeq and is a predicted model, not a curated record. Lineage: Eukaryota; Euglenozoa; Kinetoplastea; Trypanosomatida; Trypanosomatidae.